This is a messenger RNA of Hermetia illucens (black soldier fly), 855 nucleotides long. RefSeq lists its product as uncharacterized. Lineage: Eukaryota; Metazoa; Arthropoda; Insecta; Diptera; Stratiomyidae. The transcript has a single exon. The record is from RefSeq and is a predicted model, not a curated record. Bases 1 to 855 code for a protein of 284 amino acids.
AUGGGUGGGUUUGAUCUGCGCAAAUGGAACUCGAACCUAGAGGAAGUGUCGGAAGCCAUACCAGAGCAUCACCGGGGAUCAGCACACCCACUUAGUUUCAACAAGGAAGAUCGCGUAAAGGCGUUGGGAUUGGAAUGGCAUCCUCAACGAGACAUGUUUAUGUUCAACAUUCAUGCAAAGACACUAUCCACAGGCGGGCCAACUAAAAGGACAGUGGCAUCAACGAUCGCAUCUUUAUUUGAUCCACUCGGAUGGUUGCAGCCCAUUAUGACAUAUGAAGGACAGGUCUUUAUGCAAAAAUUAUGGCUUCAGAAACUGGAAUGGGAUGACAAGCUACCGCCAGAAUUAGUAUACGAAUGGCAGACAUAUCUAGCGGAAAUGACAAAUCUUCGAGUUAUUGAAGUGCCAAGAUGGAUUGGAACUACCUCCAAGGACCGAAUCGAAUUACAUGGAUUUUGUGACGCAUCGAGAACGGCCAUCGCAGCUGUGAUCUACAGUCGGAUCGUCAAGCACUCGGAGGAGCCCAAGGCUAGAUUACUAACGGCUAAAACGAAGGUAACACCGCUUGCUGUACAAACCAUACCACGCCUAGAGCUCAAUAGCGCAGUAUUGUUGGCCAAACUGAUGAAUCAAGUUAAGGCCUCAGUUGUCAGUUGGACUGAUACUGCUACCCACUACUGGACAGACUCAACGACUGUACUCUCUUGGUUAGACGACCAUCCAGCUCGAUGGAAAACUUAUGUCGGGGAUCAAGUGAGUGAAAUUCAUGCAAGCAGCACACCGGAACAAUGGUAUCAUUUGAGGACGCACGAGAACCCUGUUGACUGCGCUACACGAGGACCCCAGCAGAGCUAA